Messenger RNA from Musa acuminata subsp. malaccensis (wild Malaysian banana), 1757 nucleotides. NCBI's taxonomy places the organism in Eukaryota, Viridiplantae, Streptophyta, Magnoliopsida, Zingiberales, Musaceae. The record is from RefSeq and is a predicted model, not a curated record.
CAAAAGCGACAUGUGGUAUUGUCAAGCGGAAAGUCAACGCAACUGCCGGUGCUAAACAGCCACUUAGAUUCUAUUCAAUGAGUGGGAAGAAUCAGAUCGAUGGCUGAUGGAAGGCACCGUAUGACCUCAAUCUCUCUGAUCGGUCGUCAAGUCUAAUCUAAUCGCUUACACUUUUUGAGGUGGUUUCCGCCAAUACCUUGGAAAGUAAAUCCUACCGAAACAUGGCUUUAAUCGUACACGCAUAUCCUAAUUCCCACUUCAUUGGGCCGACACGAGAUGAGGAGCAUCCCACACGCGCGAUAGCAAUCUCUGCCAAAUGGCCGCCUCGUCGCGUUAAACACGUUUCGUCGUCGUCAUGCUUCUACUUUUCCGAGAAGGAAAAGGGCAAAUACUGGAGACCCCACAAGUCUAUUCUACGUCGAUCCAAUGUUCUUCUCGUUAAUAUUUUCCUCCAUUGGUCGCUCUCUACCGUUCCGAUGUCGACACCCAUAGAUUGACUUGCUCGAGAUUUCUCAUGCACGCAUGGAUUGACUAAAACCCAUCGGAUGGGUUAGAAAACAUGUUGUUACAAGUCAUUCAAAGUAUGCAACGCCAGAAAAUAACUAUACACGAUUCCAAGUUGCUCAACUUGUGCUACGCAUGAAAUAAAAGGAACGAAUUGUUAUUUUAAUUUUGUCAUUAUAUCUCAUCUACGCGAGUAUUUCUAUCCAUACAUUAUAACAGUUAACAUUCGAUACAUAUGUCGGUCGUUAUUUUUCCUUGUUAUAUUCAAAUAAUGCGAUGGCUACAGAGCAGAGCGUAGGACCGACCUUUCGGAGUCCAAAAAACAUCUACUCCGAACUCUACCCGAAUAACUUCCUGUUACUUGUGGCUCACACGUAACCUACUGCGGGGGCCACAUGGGAUCAUAAGGUUUUGGGGAGAGAUUCUGAGUACACGAAACAUAAUGCGACCUUUACUUUGUGGUUGGAGUCACGUGCCAAUUGAACCGUUGUGGCUUCGAAGAAGAAGCAGUCGCUCGAUUCAAACCGCGGGUGGCCUCCGCCUCCCUCCUCGGGUCCUUCAUCUCCUCGUCGUUGCCGCAGCUUCCUGUGGAGACUCCACCAUGGUCGAGGGUGACGAGGCGGUCUUCCACACCUGGGACUCUCUUUGGUUCUUCGCCAACAUGCUUUCGCCUCCCUCUCCCGUUCCCAAGAGCGCAGAUAUAUCUUCCCCAUGUGUGCAGCAAGAGAAAGACUGUACUCCCGCAGCAGAUAAAUGCCAAGAAUCAGAAGCAGGAACCACCGGACAAGCAGGGAUCAGCGAAGCAGGAGCCUACAACACCACGGAACACAGGAGGAAGCAGGGGAAGAAGAGAAGAAAUCAGAGAUUUUGCUGCAAGGAGAAGGAGCAGGUCAAGGAUUUGGAAGAGCUGGAAGUGUGGUUGCGUGGACUGAGGUCGAAUGGCGGAGUGCUUACGGCGAGCCGGAGCUGCGGUGGAUUCGCGCACUGUGAUGGGAAUGUCAGGCUUCGUCGUUGCGGUAUGCCUCCUCUUGCUGAUGGCCUGGCCAUGAAGCAGCACCUCAAGUCAUGGGCUCAUGCGGUUGCCUGCGCUGUUAGAUAACUCAUUAAGACGCAGUUCCUCCUUUGAUCGAUUGUAGCAGAAUUCCUCUUCUUCUUCUUCUUCGUUGCCUGCUGCUAACUUUCUCAUUGUUGUUUGUGGCCUUCGUUGGCUUCGCUGUGCUUUGAUAAUGGUGCUGCGUCUCUCUAUUGACAUC